This is a messenger RNA of Knipowitschia caucasica, 768 nucleotides long. Lineage: Eukaryota; Metazoa; Chordata; Actinopteri; Gobiiformes; Gobiidae. The record is from the annotation of a GenBank genome assembly.
AUGGCAGAAGACAGCAGUUAUGAGUCUAUUUUAUGCGUAAAACCCGAGGUCCAUGUUUAUCGCAUCCCACCAAGGGCUUCUAAUCGCGGAUAUCGGGCUGCAGACUGGAAACUAGAUGAACCUGCAUGGAGUGGCAGGAUGAAAAUAACAGCCAAAGGCAAAAUGGCUAUUAUCAAACUGGAGGACAAAAACACAGGAGAGCUGUUUGCCUUAGCACCAGUUGAGCAGUAUCCAGAUGUUGCUGUUGAAGCUGUGACUGAUUCAAGCCGAUAUUUUGUGGUCAGGAUAGAUGACGGAAAUGGCCGUCAUGCUUUUAUUGGAUUGGGUUUCGCUGAUCGAGGAGAUUCAUUUGACUUCAACGUUGCCUUACAAGACCAUUUUAAAUGGGUGAAACAAGAAGGUGAACUUGCAAAACUAGAAGCAUCCCAGAUCAAUGCACCAAAGCUUGAUCUUGGUUUUAAAGAAGGCCAGACGAUAAAAAUCAGCAUUGGGAACAUAAAGAAAAAGGAGGCCGGUGCUGCCAAACUAAGGCCGGCGGGUGGAGGCCUCUUGCCACCUCCACCUGGUGCAAAAGUUGGAGGAGGAAUCAUCCCGCCUCUUGUGCAGACAGCUCCAAUUGUCCAGACAAACAUGGCCUCUGUUCUAGACCUUGGUUCUCCUGUCUCCAGUGCACCUCAACCCAGUUCAGACGUAUGGGGAGAUUUCACAUCAGCAGGCUCCAACUCCAAUAAAGACUCUGCUAAAACAGAAUGGGUGCAGUUUAGCUGA